Cyphomyrmex costatus is the source of this 4449-nucleotide messenger RNA. RefSeq lists its product as uncharacterized. The coding region runs from base 33 to 4004 and encodes 1323 amino acids. The transcript has a single exon. The record is from RefSeq and is a predicted model, not a curated record. Lineage: Eukaryota; Metazoa; Arthropoda; Insecta; Hymenoptera; Formicidae.
UUUAACACUAAGGAAAUUUGGUGAUAUCUACUAUGGAGAAAAAGGGAUUGCGCAAAAAAGAUAUGUUGAGGAUGGACGGUCUCCUGCCUCCAACCCGGCGUUUACCAGUUUGUGAUGCAGUACCCAGUGCCUCGGAUAAGAAAAAGGAUAAGAAAUGGUCUAUAGGUGGAAUUCUGCGACGAAUAUCUUCGAUAAAGGACUACGACAGUUCCUCUAAUGAUGAAGAGAUCGUCUACUGCAAAAAAGCACCGAGGAAGCCUGCAAAAUUCAACAAGCAAGUCGAUGGUGUCGUUCUUCAUUCGAUAGAAAAUAAUUUGGAGCACGAUAAAUUGAUGAGAGUCGAAAAUAAUAUUCGCCAUGUAAAGGAAUCCUGUCGAGACUCGUUACAUUCACGUAGUAGCGACGGUUCGUUAGAUGGCUUUGGCAAAAAGUCCCGAAAGAACAAACUGAAAGCUCGAGCCGAAGCAAAGAGGGAUCAUCUGUGCGCGGGCAGCAGUUCCGAUGAGGAUUGUAACAGAUCUAGCAGUUCGCUGAACAAAUUUCACGCGGAUAGCACGCAGAAUGGCCAGAGAGGUAAUAAUGUGUGCAGUAGGAAAACUCGCGCUGCUCGAACGGAGCGUUACAUCAAGCGCUUAUCUCGAGACGAGGGCAAUGGCAGCGGUGAUACUUUGAACGAGCUAUAUAGCAAAAGGUGUUCCUCAGACUAUAUCGAAGAUAAGGAACGCGCUGUUUACGCUGAUACGAACGGACUGUGUCGCCCGCCCAUACAUCCACGUCGAUCGGUCGCGUAUUCAAACAGUCGCGUGUAUCCAAUUAAAAAAUCCUCCGCGGAAAGUCUGCGAGAUGCGGAACGCGUGAACUUGCAGCAUCUCGAAAUUUUCGGCGACAUCAGGAGAUAUUCUACAGGUCAAUACAUCACGGAUUUGAAUCAGAACAACACUUACGGGAAGAUCUCGCGACAUCACAGCGGCGACGUGUACACGGACAGCCGUCGAGCUGGAAACUUCUUUACAUAUCCCGCAAAAAACGCGUGUCAUUACUCGGAAUCGUUCGAUUGUGUCGUCGAUCGCCAAUUAAUCAAUCCGGACAAUCAGCCACCCGAGCCACCCCCGAGGGAUCCUCGUUAUCGCUCGUUCGGCUACAGUUCCUAUCCGAUGAACAGACACCAAAAUGUGCCAAAUUACUUUAAACAAGAAGACAAUAAGACGAACGUUGCAAGCGGAAUGUCGAGACCCGACUGGAGAAACUUUCGAUCGUACGGAUCAAACAAUAAGAUUGUCUGGCGCGAUACGAUGGAAUUUAAACCAAGAAAUUCGAUGUCGAGUCCGAAAACGGAAUUCCGUAAUUCGUUGGAGCGUAUAAAUAAUAAAUAUAACUCGAGCUAUCACCGCGCGAACGAGUCGGCUUACAAGGAAAUCGAAACGACGAGACGCAGAAACAUUCGCAACGAUCAGCUCAAUCGCAUCGACGCGAAUUACCACGUAUACAAGGCUAGGAAUAAAUCAGCGAACAUCUGUGAAACGAAUAAACAUCACGAGGCAAUUUCAUCGCGCUUGUCUGCGUCCGAUUGGUCAUCUGGAAGACCUCCUUGUGAGCAAGAUAAUUUGCAUAUCAUUACUUUCUCGACCUAUGACGUCGAUAAUUGCGCUGAGAGGAGCAAAAAGGAAGACAACACAGGAGUAACACCGACGGACGAAGCUUUGGAAAGACGCAGAAGCUCGAAGAACCUUGAAGAAGCUCUGUCCGAACUGGAAGCGAUAUACAACAGCCUUCGCCUCGGGGACGAGGAUUUGUUGGAUCGCGCGGAACGCCGAAGCAUGGAGGAGUACAAUCAGAAACUAAGUAAAAGUGAGCUCGACGCGACUGUGAUCGCUGCAGAUUCGCCGGAUAGGACGAAGGAUGACAUGGCUUACCGGAGGAUGCAUCCCAAGGAGAGACCUACAUCACUCUCGGACAUCGCGGGACAAUCGACUCUAUCCAGCAUAAGUUAUCUCAUCGCCUCACCUGUCCUCUCGCGAAGGGACUCGGCGGAUGAUCUUGUGCGCUUGCCAGCGACCUAUCCGUCUCGUCGAGACGAGCCGGACGUGACUCGCGACGACGUGCUCUUCCGCAGUAUAAAUCAUGCCAACAAUACUCUUCGAAUAAUCGAUCCGCAGCCACCGUUCGGUAUACCGCUCGGGCCGGUCAGUGCGGCGACCGAGAGCGAUUACCUGCACACGACGCCGACGAAAUCGGAACAGCCGCGCUCGUCGUACAUACCGCAAUGUGAGCCUGACGUGAUCACGGACGAUUUGGCUUACAGGGCCCUUAGGAAGGAUGUUGCGACGCGGAACGUCACGGAGAGUAAGAGCGACGUCUCGAGAUCGGAACAGUUGGAGGCCGCUACUCGCAGCAAGAAACGCGCCGUUAGAUCGCUAUCAGCCAAUCUUUAUGGACUGAUCAAUCACGAUCGAAUUCACCUGCAACGCGAGCAUAGUCUCGACGCUAUCAAAGAUGAAAUCCAAGUUGUUACGAGGAACUCGGCUGCGACGUCCGAGCGACCGGAAUAUUUCAGGCGCGUUGUGAGCGACGGCGAGCUGUCUGAUAACGAUGCGCAUAGGUGGAAAGAACUGGCAGUUAAAAGUGAUAUCGAUAUCAACGGCAACCAUCCGGCGGUGGGCGCGUAUCGGAAGAAGCUGUGUGCCUACGUAUCACCGGAAACGACCACGCGGGAAUGUCCCAAGAAGGAGAAGGAGUCGGGUGUCACAGAGCUAUCCGACGUCAUGCUGUCUUCAAAGGCCAUCCUGAACGACGGAUUUUGGCACGAGUACCUACAUUCGGAUUCCAACGUUUCGGCAGCCAAUAACGGUCGCAACACGGAGACGGACUUUACCGCGUACAGUCGCCUCUGCCAAGAUUUAGUUAAUUUGAUAAAAGGCGACGAUGACGCGGCAUCACCGAACGCAAUCGAAUCGCCGAAGGUGGACGAUUCUGUCGUUGCUGAUAAGUCUAACGGCUUCGACGCCAAAUUCGAGAUCAACGAACCUCCGGCGAGCGUACGCGUACGCUCUCUGGGUAGUCAUUACUUAGGAUCGCAGUUUGCCAACGACGAGCGGAAUGUCGAGAGCGAGAAAACGACGAGCCCGACCGAUUCGAAUUCCACGAGGUCUUUGUCGGACUCGACGCCAGCAGCCAACAACCUUGAUUUCUAUCUUCGCGUGGCGGACGAAAACGUCAAGCUGAUCGCCGAGGCUUUCGGCAACGUGGCCGACCAACUGCGCGACAGUCGUCUCUCUACCCUGAAGAAUUCUUCAGUGUCUCAUGGCUCCGAGAUCGAGGACCGAAGCGGUAGCGUGCGGAGUAGCUCCACGCCGUACAGUCAAGAUGAACCAACGAGCGACGAUCGGCCUAUCGUUAGUCCGAGACUCGAGGAGACUGUCUGUAUAGCGUCUUCGAAACGCGAUUCCUUGAUGAACGACGACGGGGACCAAGGUAACGCCAGCCAGCUCGAGGACGCUUCUACCGACGACGCGGAGCUGGACUUGUCCAGGGCCGUUCGCGAUCUGCAACUCGCCGCGGCCAGUCUCUACGAGCACGAGAAGGAGAUCGAGAAUCUGGGUAGCAGAUACGGGAGAAUCCGCGACGCGACGCCGUUGUUUGCCGCCGCCGUGAGCAACGCGGACGAGAGCGAGGACGACAGCGCGGUCCACAAGAUCGAUCUGAUCGUCGACGGGCUGAGGCAGGAACGGGAACGCGAUCAGGAGGAGACCGUGGUGCUGCCUAGCGGAAUCGAGGCGCGUCGCGGAGACGCGCCAAGCGAGGGUAGCGAAGGUGAGCGCACAAUGUGCGAGCUUGUUGAUCGCACGAGAUCGCGCCGCGCGGGGAACGACGUGUACGUUUCCUGUGUCACUAACCCCUUAACCGUCCCGGUAACGACGUACACCACGCUCUUGCUCGCUUGUCUCCUUGCAUUGCUUUUAGCGAUCGUAGCGGCGGCCGUGAGGGGCCGUCCGGCCGAUCAUUAGCGCGAAUGGGAUUUUCUGUGUUCUCUGUGUGUGUUUUGCGACUGUAUACGAGGACCGCGUAUACCGUUUCACCGCGCCAUCGUCCUCGUAUCGACGGCAAUGCCUCUAAUCCUGUGUGUUCAUUUGCAAAUGUUACUAAUGUCGCAGGUCUCCAGGCGUUCGCUCGUUCGCAGUGACGAUCGCUCGAGCUGGACGUGGUCGGCAGUGGUAGGGUGAUGACACGAGGCAGUUUGAUUUUUUGUAAGAUAAUAAAUGAGAGAAUACUUAGGGGGAGAGAGAGAGAGAGAGAGAGAGAGAGAGAGAGAGAGAAAGAGCGAGGGAGGCAGUUGCCGCGGGCUGUUUGAGGCACAUCGACUUGUUGUUGUUGCUCUUGUUAUUACAUAUGUUGUUGGUUUUAAUAAAGUUUAAAUGUUAAUCCUGCCCAUAAUGUUACUGUAAUUUUACU